Nymphalis io (European peacock) is the source of this 502-nucleotide messenger RNA. RefSeq names its product protein insensitive-like. The coding region runs from base 8 to 487 and encodes 159 amino acids. Gene Ontology annotation, molecular function: transcription corepressor activity; DNA binding. The transcript has 4 exons. The record is from RefSeq and is a predicted model, not a curated record. Gene Ontology annotation, cellular component: nucleus. Lineage: Eukaryota; Metazoa; Arthropoda; Insecta; Lepidoptera; Nymphalidae. Gene Ontology annotation, biological process: positive regulation of neuron differentiation; negative regulation of Notch signaling pathway.
GGAUGAGAUGGCUGGUGGCUUAAAAAUACGUAGAGUAUCAGCGCAGACUACUAACGCAUGUUUGCCAUUGUCGGUUAACAAUGUUGAUAUGGUUUCAAUUGGAAACGGCAAUGUCACCGUGCCUGCCAGACUAAUGGCAGAAAUCGAUUGGACUUCCCACACCUCAGCGACGAGACGAUUGUUCCAAUCCGUCUUUCCUAGAAGAAUUCUAGCCACUCAUUCCUUAACUGGAAAGCAGUCACCAGCGUUUGCGAAUAAACCACCGAAAAAGCAAUUGGACCCCAAAUUAGUAGACGAUAUUGUCAACACCGUCGCUGAAAGGUGCAAUGUUCCUAAAAGGAUUGUUAGGAGUUCAAUUACGACGAAAUGUUCGGACGAAGCAAAGUUAUAUAGAAAUCGUCAACGGUACAGAAAAAAGCGCGAACAACAAAACCGAGAGAACGUCCCGCCAUCUUCUGCGACAUCGGGCGAAUCCACCACUGUUUGAGAUUAAGGAGACAAA